Hibiscus syriacus is the source of this 2159-nucleotide messenger RNA. RefSeq names its product pentatricopeptide repeat-containing protein At4g16835, mitochondrial-like. Gene Ontology annotation, biological process: RNA modification. Lineage: Eukaryota; Viridiplantae; Streptophyta; Magnoliopsida; Malvales; Malvaceae. The coding region runs from base 32 to 2062 and encodes 676 amino acids. Gene Ontology annotation, molecular function: zinc ion binding; RNA binding; protein binding. The transcript has a single exon. The record is from RefSeq and is a predicted model, not a curated record.
UACAGCAUUACAAUCAUUGUGGGCAACUCAAAUGUACCAUCAUUAUCUGAGAAUCAGAAGAAACUUUCCCUUGCCUUUCCUCAAAAUUUUCCCACCAACCAAACACCGCCACUCCCCUUUCGCCACUUCCACAAUCCGAACCCCAAAUGCCAAUCCCAACAUUGAAGCCGUUCCCUCUGAUUUCCCUUCUCCUUCACCGAAAAGACCCCACUUGGUUCCCACCCAUAACUUAACAAGCAAACACCCAGCUUUCCAUCAAAAUAAUCUCAAUGACAUCAUUUCUUCUAAUAAGAUUAUCAGUGGCUAUAUUCGAUCGGGUGAUUUGAAUUCCGCUCUCCGAGUUUUCACAAACAUGACUGUUAAAACGACUGUUACUUGGAACGCAAUUUUAGCUGGGUAUUCGAGAAAACCCGGGAAAAUGACACAAGCGCAGAAACUGUUUGAUCAAAUUCCUCAAAAGGACAUUAUCUCGUAUAAUAUCAUGCUGGCUUGUUAUGUACAAAAUUCUGGGAUGGAAACGGCCUGGUCUUUCUUUAAUUCCAUGCCCGUUAAGGACACCGCUUCUUGGAAUACAAUGAUAUCUGGUUUCGCUCAAAAUGGUGCAAUGGGGAAAGCAAGGGAAUUGUUUUUGGCAAUGCCAGAGAAGAAUAGUGUUACUUGGAGUGCAAUGGUUUCUGGGUUUGUUGAAUGUGGGGCAUUGGAAUUGGCUGAGGAGUUUUUUGAGUUUGCCGCAGAGAAGAGUGUGGUGACAUGGACUGCAAUGAUAAGUGGGUAUAUGAAGUUUAGGAAGAUAUAUAAAGCUGAGAGUUUGUUUCGAGAGAUGCCGGUUAAAAACUUGGUGACUUGGAAUGCUAUGAUCGCCGGUUACGUGGAGAACUGUCGGGCUGAGGAUGGUUUAAAGCUUUUUAGAACCAUGUUAAGAAAUGGUAUCCGGCCGAAUCAUUCGAGUUUGAGCAGUAUUCUAUUGGGUUGUAGUGAAUUGUCCGCUCUACAAUUUGGGAAACAAGUUCAUCAGCUUGUUUGUAAGUCUUUGUUACGUGAUGAUACAACAGCGUCUACUUCAUUGAUCAGCAUGUACUGUAAAUGUGGGGUGUUGGAUGAUGCUUGGAAACUGUUUCUCGAGACGAAUCGGAAGGAUGUUGUUUGUUGGAAUGCAAUGAUUUCUGGAUAUGCUCAACAUGGUGCAGGUGAGAGAGCUCUUCAUUUGUUCGAUGUGAUGAGGAGCGAAGGAAAAAGGCCUGAUUGGAUCACUUUCGUAGCUGUUCUUUCAGCCUGUAACCAUGCAGGGAUGGUAGAUAUCGGGAUUCGAUACUUUGAUUCCAUGGUGAAGGAUUAUGGGGUUGAACCUAGACCAGAUCACUAUUCGUGUAUGGUGGACCUGCUCGGUCGAGCUGGGAAACUCAUUGAAGCUGUAGAUUUGAUAAAGAAAAUGUCUUUCAAACCGCAUUCCGCCAUAUUUGGAACCCUUUUGGGUGCUUGUAGGAUCCACAAGAACUUGGAGAUAGCCGAGUUUGCCGCUCAGAACUUGCUCAAUCUUGAUCCUAAAAGUGCAGCUGGGUAUGUGCAGCUGGCUAAUGUUUAUGCUGCAAUGAACAAAUGGGACCAUGUUGCUCGGAUUCGCCGAUCAAUGAAAGACAAUGGGGUAAUAAAAACACCAGGUUAUAGUUGGAUUGAGACAAAGAGUACAGUUCAUGAGUUCAGGUCUGGGGAUAGAGUGCACCCCGAAGUAGCAUCCAUACAUCUGAAAUUGAAUGAGUUGGAGAAGAAGAUGAAGUUGGCUGGUUAUGUUCCGAAUCUUGAUUUCGCAUUGCAUGACGUGGGAGAAGAGCAAAAAGAACAGCUUCUAUUACGGCAUAGUGAGAAGCUGGCGAUUGCCUUCGGCCUUAUCAAAACUCCAUAUGGAACCCCGAUCAGGGUGUUUAAGAACUUGAGAGUCUGCGGCGAUUGCCACCGUGCCAUCAAGUACAUUUCAGCAAUAGAAAGAAGAGAGAUUAUUGUUAGGGAUACCGUCAGGUUUCACCAUUUUAAGGAUGGAUGCUGUUCUUGUGGAGAUUACUGGUAGGUUUAAGGAUUCCCCUCGAAAGCUAUUUUUCAGCAUUUUCCUUUCAUUGCAACUGUUGUACACAUUCAUGUGAAGAAUUCAAAUUUCACCAUUUAUA